AUGUCACAAUUCAUGGAAGCACGAGACGAUAGCGACGUUGACUCAUCGAUUGGAGACGACGUUGCCAGUUCCACCACCUCCGUCUCGUCAAGUAUUCUCGAGUAUCGCAAAUUUCAUGGACGCACUUAUCACAGUGAUAAGUACGAUUCCGAAUACUUCGCACCAAAUGAUGAACGGCAAAGAGACUCCAUGGACAUCACGCACCAUUCUUUGACGCUGCUUCUGGAUGGGGAGCUCACCCUCGCUCCUGUCAAAGAUGGUCCAAUGAAGGUGCUUGAUGUGGGCACUGGCAGUGGUAUCUGGGCUAUUGACUUCGCCGACGCCUAUCCCUCCUCAACAGUAACAGGAACAGACCUCUCCCCAAUCCAACCCAGCUUCAUCCCACCCAACGUGCAAUUCCACAUCGAAGACGCAACUUCAGCCUGGACCUUUCCCCCGUCGAACUUCGACCUCAUUCACAUCCGCUAUUUGAUCGGAGCGAUUUCCGACUGGAGAGCUCUAUUCAAAGAAGCCUUUCGUUGCUGUGUGUCAGGAGGGUAUAUAGAGUCUGCAGAGAUCAAUCCGUUGUUUGUGACUGAUGAUGGAAGUAUUGACAAUGUAGAGGCUUUGCAGACUUGGAAUAAGAUCUGUAGGGAGUGCGAGGGUGCUUUCGGGGGGGAUUUCUGUGAGAUUCGUGAUGAUGUUGGGCUUCUCAAGAAAGCGGGAUUUGAAGAGCUACAGGUUACCGAUUUCAAGGUGCCUGUUGGUGGAUGGGCCAAGGAUGAGAAGCUUCGUCGAGUGGGACAGUUCUUGCGAGCGUCUAUUGAGAACGAUCUUGAAGGAUAUACCUUGAUGUCUUGGCAAAAGGUAUUUGGGACGCCUGGUGAUGAGUACCAGUUGUUUUUGAUGCAGAUGCGAAAGGCGUUGAAAGACAAGAAUGUCCAUGGAUAUAUGCGUGUUCGAUUCAUCGUUGGGAAGAAGCCAUAG
Fusarium coffeatum is the source of this 966-nucleotide messenger RNA. RefSeq lists its product as uncharacterized. The coding region runs from base 1 to 966 and encodes 321 amino acids. The record is from RefSeq and is a predicted model, not a curated record. NCBI's taxonomy places the organism in Eukaryota, Fungi, Ascomycota, Sordariomycetes, Hypocreales, Nectriaceae. The transcript is spliced from 9 exons. Gene Ontology annotation, molecular function: methyltransferase activity.